Molecule: messenger RNA, 1986 nt
Organism: Neurospora tetraspora
Lineage: Eukaryota; Fungi; Ascomycota; Sordariomycetes; Sordariales; Sordariaceae
Product: retinal pigment epithelial membrane protein
Exons: 2
Coding region: 1-1986 (661 amino acids)
Biological process (GO): carotene catabolic process
Molecular function (GO): carotenoid dioxygenase activity
Source: RefSeq, a predicted model, not a curated record
AUGCUCGACUCAAAUCCUCUCCUCGAUACACCUUCUCCAUCCAAACAUCCCUACCUCUCCGGCAACUUUGCGCCCGUGCAAACAUGCUUUCCCCUAACUCCGUGUUCAUACAAAGGAAGCAUUCCCAUCGACCUCGCAGGUGGUCAAUACGUCCGAAAUGGAGGUAACCCAGUUAUCAACAACGACGAGUCAGCCCGCGAAUCUCACUGGUUCGACGGCGACGGCAUGCUAAGUGGCGUACUAUUUCGCCGAGUGGCAGCAACAGAUGAAGGAGGGGACGGGGAUGAGACAGACACAAUCAUCCAGCCCGAGUUCGUCAACCAGUACCUACUCACAGACGUGUACCGGUUUGCGCGAGCAAAUCACCAUUGGAUGAGGCGCCCGUUUAUGCCGAGCAUUUCUGCACUGCUUGACCCGUGUACGUCCGCUGUGAGGGUGCUGUCGAAAGUUUUGAGGACGGUAGCCAUGGUGAUUUUCUCGUGGCUGCCUGGAUGGUCGAAAACCAAAGUCAAGAGAAUCAGUGUCGCCAACACGUCGGUCCUGUAUCAUGAUGGGAGAGCCUUGGCAACUUGCGAAAGCGGCCCGCCUCUUCGGUUUAUUUUGCCCAGUCUGGAGACGGUCGGGUGGUUCAACGGGACGACCGACAACGAGCCCUCUGGUGACUAUGAGAAGAUUGAUGGAGCGGGUGCCGCAGGGUUUGGUGGAAAGGGCAUGCUCUCAUUCAUGAGAGAAUGGAUGACGGCACAUCCCCGAGUUGACCCGGAAACGGGAGAGUUGAUCGCUUUCCACUCCUUCUCGGUCAAGCCAUAUGUCAGUUACUCGAUCAUUCAGCCCUAUGGGGUUUCAACUUCACCGCGGCUCAUGAGUGUCCCCGUCCCGGGCAUGGCUUGCCCCAAGAUGAUGCAUGACUUUGGCGUAUCAAGGCGCCACACUGUCAUCAUGGACAUGCCGCUUUCCCUGAAUCCGCUCAACCUCUUCAAAGGCAAAGCCAUUCUCUCGUAUAAUAGGGCUGGGAAAGCCCGCUUUGGCAUCUUCCCAAGGUACCACCCGGAGAGAGUACAAUGGUUCGAGACCAACGCGUGUUGUAUCUUCCACGCCGCAAACUGCUGGGAUACCAUCAGCAAAGAAGAAGACUUGAAUGCCUGCAAAGGCGAGCGUCUCGCAACCACUGUUAAUCUCCUCGUCUGCCGUAUGACUUCUGCGUCCCUGAUCUUCAACACCGGUAACCUGCCCACGCCCGUGUCAAAGACACCGAUACCCCCCGAAUACCAUGAGGAAGAGCAGUGUAGAUUAUACUACUACUCCUUCUCUCUCACACCACGAAAUCAACGUAUCCUCCACCAAUUCGCACUCUCUGCCAUCCCAUUUGAAUUCCCUACCCUCUCCCCUGCCCAUACCAUGACCCAAACCCGCUAUAUCUAUGGGUGCACCACCACCUCCCCUUCGGCCUCCUACACCAGCGCCCUAGGCAAAUCCGUCAAGAUCGAUGCCCUGGCCAAGAUAGACGUCUCAACGUUGAUCGCCCGCGGAGCCGCGCCCGACAAUCCUUCCCCUCCGGAGCCGAUAAAAGGCUGCGUAGACACCCGCUCCGUUUCAGACAUCCUCACCUUCUCUUCUUCCUCCCCAUCAUUAGCAGAGGACGACCCCAUAAAAGUCUUCACCUUCCCACCAAACCACUACGCCCAAGAAGCUCGCUUCGUGCCCCGGAAAAACGGCGUAGCGGAAGAUGAUGGGUGGCUACUCACGUACGUAUUCGACGAGUCCCAGAUCGAUGAAGAAUCUGGAGAGUGCAGUGAGGGGGCGAAGAGUGAUUUAUGGAUCAUCGACGCCAAGGGGAUGAGGGAAGUUGUGGCAAGGAUACGACUGCCACAGAGGGUACCGUAUGGAUUUCAUGGGACCUGGUUUAGUGAGGAAGAGGUGCUUGGGCAGAGGGGGGAUGGCAGCAUGAGUCAGCCCCUAGAGGUACUUCAGGUUACUGCCGUGUAA